AUGUCGGGUGCGAAUGAUAAAGCAAGAUUUUAUCUUGAACAAGGUGUUCCUCAACUACAAGAAUUUGAGCAAAAGAAAAUAUUUACAAAGGAUGAAAUUAAGACAUUGGUCAAAAAGCGAUCCGACUUCGAACAUAGAGUAUUGGUAAGAGGCUCCCAAGCCAUCGAUUUUGCUAGAUAUGCCGCAUGGGAAAUGAGUCUUGAGCAUCUGCGUCAAAAAAGAUGUAAACGAAUGCGCAUAAAAGGAAGCUCAUCGCAUGCUGGCCAAGCGCGUGUAUUCGGUAUUUUCGAUAGAGGUGUGAAGAAACAUCCCGGCGACGUCGCAUUAUGGAUGUCAUAUUUGGAAUAUGCAAGACAAGCAAAAGCGACAAAGAAAUUCAAAACGGUUUUGACGGCGGCAAUUCGAUUACAUCCUACGAAGCCGGAAUUGUGGCUUUAUGCAGCAAAAUGGGCUUUGGAAUUGGAUGCGGAUAUGAAUGAGGCGAGGAGUUAUAUGCAGAGAGGAACUCGAUUUUGCAUCAGGAGUAAGGAUUUAUGGAUCGAAUAUGCGAAAUUGGAGAUGAUUUAUUUGGCAAAGAUUGCUAUUCGUAGGGGGAUUCUUGGUCUGGAUAUCGACAGGACUAUCGAAGCGCCAAAGGAUAUCGAAGAAACAGCCGAGGAGUCCGGUUUCACAACUUCACAGGAUAUGAUUGCAAUUCCAGAUUUCAAGGAUAAUACAAUGCAACCAAGCUUGAUGGCAAGAGUAGGAGUGGAUUCCGAAGCUGCAAAAGACCCCAUGACCACACCAGCUCUCAACGGUGCCAUCCCACUUGCCAUAUUCGAUGUUGCUAAAAAGCAACCAUUCUUUUCAUCUGUCGCCGCGGAAGGUUUCUUCGAUAUGUUUGCAGCAUUUACUCAAGUCAAAUGUCUUUCUAAGAUUCUUCAACAUGUUUUGGAUAAAGAAACUGAGCGCAACAUAAAAUCGGGAGGAUCCGAAGGUGCAUGCGAGUGA
This is a messenger RNA of Sclerotinia sclerotiorum 1980 UF-70, 990 nucleotides long. RefSeq lists its product as hypothetical. Gene Ontology annotation, molecular function: snoRNA binding; protein binding. Gene Ontology annotation, cellular component: small-subunit processome; Pwp2p-containing subcomplex of 90S preribosome. The transcript is spliced from 3 exons. Gene Ontology annotation, biological process: maturation of SSU-rRNA from tricistronic rRNA transcript (SSU-rRNA, 5.8S rRNA, LSU-rRNA). The record is from RefSeq and is a predicted model, not a curated record. Lineage: Eukaryota; Fungi; Ascomycota; Leotiomycetes; Helotiales; Sclerotiniaceae. Bases 1 to 990 code for a protein of 329 amino acids.